AUGGACUAUAGGACAGGACUGCUGCUUCUGACUGUCUGCUGGACAGGUGGAGAUCAUCACUAAUCUGAGUUGGACUUUUUCACCUCAUGACAACAAACUCACUUCAAUCUGUUGGUUUUUUUCUUUUCUGUCUUUUCAGGUGUUGGUGGUCAGACUCUGACUGAAUCUGAGCCGGUGAUUAAACGUCCUGGAGAAUCCCACAGACUGACCUGUACAGCCUCUGGAUUCACAUUCAGCAGCCACUGGAUGAACUGGAUCAGACAGGCUCCUGGAAAAGGCCUGGAGUGGAUCGCUUUUAUACACCCUUCUAGUAGUAGUAGCAUCUACUACUCUGAGUCAGUUAGAGGCCGGUUCACCAUCUCCAGAGACAACAGCAGACAGCAGCUGUAUCUACAGAUGAACAGUCUGAAGACUGAGGACACAGCAGUGUAUUACUGUGCCAGAGACCCACAGUGAGAGAUGAGAACAGGAGAGACGUACAAAAACUACUUCCUCUUUUUAACACUGACAUCAUUCAUCAGUUUAGGGAAUGAAAAGGGAGAGCACUGAUCAUGGAUUAAAAACUCAUACACCUGAAUUAUUUUUAAUUGAUUAAAUUUCUUUUUUUUUUUGUUUUCAGCAGCUUUGUUUACACAGUAUGUACAAAGACUUUUUUUUGAUACAGUGAUGUAGAUUGUAGUGCAGAUGAAUACUUUCUGUACCUUAAUGACCCCACAGGACUGUGACACAUACAUCUGGUCUGAGGACAUCAGACAACGUAGAUUUCUUUACUCCAAAUCACAGUCUUUUAUAACCCUCUGUUAGUUAGUUAGUAACCUUUAUUUAACCAGGAAAUAAACCCAUUGAGAUUAAGAAUCUCUUUUACAAGGGAGUCCUGGACAGGAUAGCAGCACAAGAAGUUCCACAAGAAAAGAAAAACACACACAGAAACACAAAACAGUGACAGUAUGCAAAACACAGAUCGCAAAGAGUUAUCCUGCCAACAGGAAUCAUGUUAAUCAUUGACUACUUUAAGAAGAACAGAGACAGACUAUCAAUUAUCAGUUACGCGUCAACCCAAGACUCCCAUUUGAGAUUGUUUUGUUAUGGAGUUGAAUACACCUUCCAGUGAUACUUGGACACGUCAUCAGUGAAGAACCCAGGGUCACAGGUUGUUUUGGGUCUUCAAUCUUCAUACAACCUCAAUCAGGCGAUCCAGCCAGGGUGAUCAGUCCCUAGCUUGUGUCCAAGUGGCACAAUAUUCCAUGGAUCACCCCAAAGGAUCCACAGCCACCUCUAGGUCCUCUCGACGACUUCAAAAGUGUUCUUGAUGGAUCUCCUAGACUGCAAUCCAUUCACCUCGAAAGAGUUUGAGAGUUCUGAGUCAUGAAUAACCAGCUAAGCCUCUUAGGGGUCAGCCUGGGCCUUGCUGUGCCAAACUGCUGUGCAGAUUGAGUCUGCCAAAAAUCUUGAGACUUGAUUGUGGCACCAGCUGUACCGCCCCUCUUCUAGCGCUUUUGGACAGCAGCUUAAGACAUGCUCCAAGGUGGCACAGCUUGCACUAGGGAGUAUCGACUAGGUCCCAGGUGUGCAGGUUGGCCAGGCUUGGGAGGAUGUCAUAGACUGAUUGGAUGAGAAACUUGAUGCGUGAUGACUCAGAUUUCCAAAGCUCUUGGGUUCUUCAUGCUCCCACCGAGUCCAUGCCCCUUGCUUAGACAUGCCGACCAUCUUGAUGCAUCGUUCUUCCUCAACCUCCACUCAAAUCUUGUCCUGAUCCAGUUGACGCUUCUCCUUUCCCCAAGCCAGGUCGUGAUGUGGCUUUGGAGAGCAACCAAAACCUGCUCACCCCAUUGCCAUGGAGCCCAGGAGCUCAGGAACAUCUGGUUCCUCAGCCACCCCUCAGCUCUGGUGAUGGCCUCUGGGCCUGCCACUUUCUCCCGGUCUUCAUGAGAAUCUCUGCUGAUAUGAAUUUAACAUUGCCUGAGAAACUGGCUGAUGGAAUUCUUUCGUGCUUCUACCGUUGUUAUUGGUGCCUUGUAGACCAACUAGGUCCAGAGUAUUCCUGGCAGGACGCUGUACUGGUAGAUACAGGCCUUGAAUUUCCUGGGAGACCAGACUUGUUGAUGGUUCUGAGCCAGGUUGCAAGGUCACACCUGGUUCGUUUUAUGGCUGCUGAGUCCUUCAGGGAGCUGUUGAAAGUCUUGCCAAAGGUCUUGACAGGUUUUUCAGUCACUGAUGGGACUUUGGUCCCUCCCAGAAAAAAACGGAACGGAUCGGUCACUUAACCUUUCCUCAGGACCAAGGACCUGGACUUAGCAAGCCUGAAGCUCAUUCUCGCCCACUGGAUGAGCCGUUCGAGGUCCUGAAGGAGUCACCUACACACUGGAACCAAUGUUGUAAGGACUGCAGUGUUUCCCCUCCAUUCAUUCAGCCGCUGCUGAAUAAGUGCACCG
This is a messenger RNA of Xyrichtys novacula (pearly razorfish), 2432 nucleotides long. Lineage: Eukaryota; Metazoa; Chordata; Actinopteri; Labriformes; Labridae. The record is from the annotation of a GenBank genome assembly.